Molecule: messenger RNA, 621 nt
Organism: Peronospora matthiolae
Lineage: Eukaryota; Oomycota; Peronosporomycetes; Peronosporales; Peronosporaceae
Source: the annotation of a GenBank genome assembly
AUGCGCACUAGUAUCUUCUUGUCCGCAGCAUUGGUGUGCCUGUCAUCUUGUGGCGAAGCUGUAACAGCUUUAGCCUCUGAGAACCUUGUCGCAUUUGAGGGGGCUCCGCUGAUGCUGCACCACGACGCUAUCAUUGAUGCCGAUGAAAACACCGGGAGGCGCCACCUUCUGGCGCGUGAUGAGGGCUCAAAACUUGAGCGCGGUUCGCUUGACGGCAACACCGAUACCACGGUUACGGUCAACGACCCCCGACCCCAUACACGUGGUGCUUAUGGCUUCGAUUAUGAUGAAGGAUCGGAUGACUCGAUUAGUUCCGAAAGCUCGGACAGCGCCAACGGCAUCCCCAGCCAUGACAGUAUCGAGAGCUCCGACGAGUACGGCAAGGCCAACUUGAUACGUGCUCCUCACCAUCACUACAAAGGUUUUAAAGGUGCAAAGCUAAAAGCCCGUUUCAAAUUCAAGCAUCAGACUCGAAGUCAAACGCUUGCCAAGAUAGACAAGAUCAAGAACGAAGGAGGUGAUGACGACAGCCUUGAAGAAGAAGACGCCUACCUCGGACUUCUUGACGAUCGAUGCACCCUUCCACAGUACAAGGAGGAGCUCGCUUGUGCUCAGGCCUGA